CGUUGAUUCAUGUAAUACUACAGUAGGUAUCCCCUCGACAGCUGUUGAAAGGUACAUUUAAACACAUGUGUCUAAAUUAAAGCUCUAUGGCGUUAAUUUUUCGCUGUGCUGUCAAUCCAGAUCUCAAGAAACGCCAUGACCAGCUUUUUGAUGAACUCAUGGAGUCUCCUUCCUGUUAUGGAGGUUAUAAAGAACUAUGCGGUUUUCUCCAGAAGUACUGUAAGGCGAGCGAUCGAAUUAUAACUGCUGGCUGUGCACUGUCAGACUGUAGUAAUGGCGAGUCUCUGACUGAAGAUUUGUAUGAUGCGGGUUAUCAUUCUGUUGUUGGUGUGGAGAGCUCAGAGAACUUCGUUACUAGUUCCAGGGAAAGAAACAAGGAGAAGAGACCAGAAAUGCACUUUAUUGAGGGACAUGUCUUGAAUGUUGAUCUUGAUGAUGAAAGUUUUAAUGUUUUGAUAGAUAGGGGUGAACUAGACAGACUGCAUAAAGAUUGCUCAUCUUGCCAGAGAACUGAUUCAAACAUCAUAGAGUACUUUGAAGUAGUACAAAGAAUUCUUAAAGUAGGAGGCCGCUUUAUUUGUUUCUCAUUUGCAACAGAUGACAUCUUGGACAAACUGCUGCAUUAUUUUUCAUCUGGAUGGUUUUUUAGGGUACAUUUGGUAAACAAAGAGACAUCAGGUGGAAAAUCGAUACCAUUACCACUGUUUUGUCUUGUGUUAACAAAGACAAAAUUUGCAGGGUCAUCAACUCAAUCGCUACAAAUCAUUGAAAUAUGUCUGGAUGGAAUAGAGACUAUCCAAAGAGUAAACUCUUUCUCAGAUGUCAAGAUUACUCUGCAAGAAAUCCAACAGUAUUUUGUCACAAAGAGAUCACUAGAGAAAUUAUGUCCUGGCCAGCCUGUCAUGGUGGAUUUGUAUCAAGCAUCAGGAAAUCAAAAACAAAGAAGUGAAGCUCGUUACUCAAUGACAACUGUUGACUUACAACAUUCAUCAGCAAAAAAUGGAAAAUUUGCAAUAUUCAUUGUUCCACAAGGGAGGGAGACAGAGUGGCUAUUCUCAUCCAAAGACGGACAAAUGGAACUGACCACCAAUGCAAGUUUUGAGCGUGUCGUCAUAGUUACUCUAGGAAGAGGGCAUACAUUUAGUGACAUGGACUCUAUUAAGAAGGAACUGUCUACAAAAGUCAUGGAACUUGCUCCCAGAAGACUCAAUCAAAAUGCGCAGGUGCCAUUUCUUUCUAUUGGAGAAGAUCUUGGAAAUCGUGUGGUCUUACAUGAAGGAAGUUCAGCAUUAAGUGGUGACUAUGUGGUGGAAGACAUUGACGGAGAUAGUGGACAGAAAUUUCGCCGACUGAUUUUCCUGAACAACAAGAAUGUGAUACAAUCAGAGGCUAGGCUAGUAACAGAUAAGGCAAAUGCUAAGAAAAGCAAAGGGAAACAGAAGAAGAAGGCUGCUGUUAGCGGCGGCAGUCCCCAAGUGGAUCAUGGGUAUUUAGCAUGUCAGCAUCACAGGGUUAUUAUCACUGGUUUGGCCUGGAUUGAAGGAUUUGUUGCAACAGGUGACCCAAAGAAAGGUUUAAUAGUUGGUCUGGGUGGUGGAGGACUUGCAAUGUUCCUUUAUCAGUACUUCAAACAGCUUUCCAUGGAAGUUGUUGAGUUGGAUCCAUGCAUUUCUGAAAUUGCCAAAACCUGGUUUGAAUUCAAAGAAGAUGAGCGAAUGAAAAUCAUCAUUGAAGACGGUUUGAAAUACAUUGAGACCAAAGAAAGUGACCAUGGUUAUGAUGUGAUUAUAUUUGACGUGGAUUCCAAAGACACCAGUGUAGGAAUGAGCAGCCCGCCGAAAGCAUUUGUCGACAGAACAUUUCUAACUCGGGUCCAUUCCCUUCUCUCUCCUUCAGGUGUUUUCAUCCUAAACUUAGUUUGUCGUAACACAGACCUGAGAGAUCAAGUUGUGAGUGAUCUUUACACCGUGUUCCCUGAGCUCUACAGCAUCGGAAUUGAAGGAGAAGUCAACGAAAUCGUGAUCGCUUUGCCACAAAAUAGAUACCAGUCGGCAACUGAAUACAAGAAAUCAAUUGGCACGCUAAGAGCGCUCUUUCAAAGCUCAGUUGUGAAGUUACAGAAGCUUGCUAAGAGUCAAAGUCAUUCUUGGGACCCGACCCUUGAUUUGUGCCAACUUGUAGACAACGUUCAAAUUUUAUAGAAAUAAAAGUGAACAGAAACAAAGUCAUCGAUUUGCAUCAGUUUAUUAUAAAACAAAAUUAUGUUUAGACGUGUUUAUAAAUAGACAUUAGUCUCAUGUUAUGUACAUUUCACAUAAAAAAAGAAAUUACAAAAAUUACCACACACGUAGGCAAAAGCAAAAUAAGGUAUAGUGUUAUGUUAAGAAAAAGGAAAGUGUCUUCAUACAUUAAUUGCCAUCUCACACACCUCUUCAAAAUUUAACUAGUUUGAAUACCAGUAAAAUCUCAGAAGCAGUUGAAAGUUUUUAAGUGUAAAUAAGAACGUAAAAGCAAUAACGUUAUCUGAGUGUUAUCAGACAGUUUGUGUCAACUAAAAGUGACUUUACAGAUGUGUUAAUACAGUAUAGUACAUUAGAUAUUUUACAAAAAUGUAUCAUUUUACAAUUGCCUUAGAAAGAUAUCAAUAUAUGCAUAUUACAUAUGCACAAACAUUUGAGGAAGACAAUCAUUUUUUAGAAAACUCUUAUCCGCCAAACUAUUUAUCAAUGAGAUAUCAAUACAAACAAUUAAUUGCUAUUUACAAUGAAGUCACAAAGAUAGUUGAUUAACUUGAAUUUUCACUUGCUUAUGGGCCCUAUAAAGAAAAAAAAACAGAGAUAGGUAAAUAUAGAGCAGUUGACUAUACUAAUAAUCCUAUCGUUAUUUUACGAGACAAUACGAAAAAUUAGCCACUCUCGUUCACGUUCUCCAAAAUACACAGAACUUAGUCAUUUCACGUU
This is a messenger RNA of Orbicella faveolata, 2960 nucleotides long. RefSeq names its product eEF1A lysine and N-terminal methyltransferase-like. The record is from RefSeq and is a predicted model, not a curated record. Lineage: Eukaryota; Metazoa; Cnidaria; Anthozoa; Scleractinia; Merulinidae.